This is a messenger RNA of Teleopsis dalmanni, 6469 nucleotides long. RefSeq names its product titin-like. NCBI's taxonomy places the organism in Eukaryota, Metazoa, Arthropoda, Insecta, Diptera, Diopsidae. The record is from RefSeq and is a predicted model, not a curated record. The coding region runs from base 104 to 6214 and encodes 2036 amino acids. The transcript is spliced from 32 exons.
UUUCAUGAAUAUUGUAUUCAACAGACAUCAUAUCGACAAAUAACCAAUAUAAAUACAUAACGAAAAGUAAAGUUCAGGCAAUCAAGCUGUAGAUAACACAGGAAUGGAUAAGACACGAAAAUCAUUCACGGAAGCAAACUCAAAGCUGUCCAGGAGUAUCAAAAUUACUGAUCUAAUUGGUCGUGCAGAAAAGUUCACAGAAAAUAAAGUAAAGCAAGACGCAAAAGUUUCUGAUGAAAAAAAAACUCAUGAUGGGGUGCCUACUUCAGGAUUGAUCCGUGAAAGUAAAAAUGUUCCAGGAAUUCGUGAUACUUCAGAUUUUAUUAACUCGAAAAUAAUCGCACGUUAUGAUUCAAAGCUAGUCCGUACAAAACUCUUUUUAGAUCACCGUGGCACAGAGAAGAAUUUGGAUUCUACAAUUCAGAAUUCAGGAAAGUGUUGUUUUUUAACUGCACAAAGAUCAACAAGUCCACCAAAUAUAUCUGCAGAGGUUAAAGAAAAGAUAUUUCAUAAGUCAUCUGGUCUAACAUAUACAACAAACGCAACCUUCAGUCCUCACGACCAACGUGCAUAUUUGCGAAUAAAAAAUGCACCACAAAUUUCAUCAGAACAAACUUAUCGUAUCCCAAGUCGUAGCUUGGGACCCUCCGGUUCAACACCAUCACCUCCCAUUUCUCCACCACACGAAAAACAGCAAAGUCCCACCAUUAAUGUAAACGCAAAACCGCAACAUCUUUCAUCAGAAAAAAAUCCACAUACCACAUGUCGUUAUUUGCGACCCUCCCGUUUGGCGGCAAUACCUCCUCCAUUAGUAGCAUAUAACAUAGCAAGUCCAAUUUCUCAUAGUGCUGCCGAGGAUGUACCACAAAAUUUAUCCUUGGAGCAAAAUCCGUUUACUAUAUACCGCAAUAAACGACGCUCUCUUGGCGCCCGACCGCGUGCUUUAUAUGUACAAUACGAAACAUCAAACCAAGAAACUCAUCAACCCUUUGAGGUCAAGUCUCAAGAACUUUCCUCAGCACCACCAUCUUCAACUAUACCAUCGCGUCGUACUGUAGAAGCUAUACAACAACACCUUCCGUCAGAACGGCCCAGAUCACAACCACAAACACCGCCACUAUCGACAAUACCACCACUAUCAGUACUACCACCACUACCACCAGCACAGCCACCAUCAUCAUUAGCACCACCACUACCGCCAAAACCACCACUACCAUCUGUACCACACAAAAAUGAAAAACCAACUUCGCAUUGCAGUAAAGAGGACAAACCACAACAUCUUUCAUCAGAACCAACUUCGGUUAACGCAUGCCGUUAUAUACAUCUCAAUCGUUUGCCCCCACCACUACCUCAAUCUAAACCAGAUGAACCAUCAAAACCAAUUUCUUACUCAUCUAAAGAACAUAUAUCUGAGAAACCUUCUUCAGCACACUCCCACUUAUCGGUCCCAUUACCACCAGCUCUGCCAUACGAAACUGUGAAGUCAAUUCCUGAUUGUUCUGUAAAAGCUAAACCACAACAACUUCUCACAGAUAAGCAUACAGUGCGCACUAACGUUCAAACUAAUUCGACAUCAAAAUACGCAGAAAAAAUUCUAAUGACUUCAAGUCGUGUCUUAGAAAGUUCUUCCUUAGCGCCGCCACUAACAUCUGUACCAUACAAAAGAUGCAAAUUAAUUUCUCACACCAGUGAAGAGGAUAAGCCACAACACCUUUCAUCAGAACCAUCUUCGCUUAACGCAUGCCGUUAUAUACAUCUCUCUCGUUUGCCCCCACCACCACCUCAAUCUGAAUCAGGCGAAAAAUCGAAGCCAAUUUCUCAUUCAUCUGAAGAACAUAAAUCUGAGGAACCUUCUUUAGUACACUCCCACUCAUCGGUACCAUUACCACCAGCUAUAGCUCAGGAAACAAUAAAGAUAAUUCCUAAUCGUUCUGUGGAAGCUAAACCACAACAACUUAUUCCAGACAAGCAUACAACGAUCCAUAAAGUUCCAACUAAUUCGAAAUCACAAUACGCAGAAAAAAUUCCAAUGACUGCAAGUCGUGUAUUAGAAAGUUUUUCCUUAGCGCCACCACCAUCACUACCAUGUGUACCACACAAAAGAAGAAAACUAAUUGCUCGUAGCAGUGAAGAGGAUACACCACAACAUCUUUCAUCAGAACCAACUUUGGUUAAUGCACGCCGUUAUACACAUAUCUCUCGUUUGCCCCCACCACCACCUCAAUCUGAACCAGACGAAAAAUCGAAGCCCGUUUCUCAUUCAUCUGAAGAACAUAUACCUGAGGAACCUCCUUUAGGACACUCCCAUACAUCGGCACCAUUACCACCAGCUAUACCAUACGAAACUGUGAAGUCAAUUCCUGAUUGUUCUGUAAAAGCUAAACCACAACAACUUCUCACAGAUAAGCAUACAGUGCGCAAUAAAGUUCCAACUAAUCCGACAUCAACAUACUCAGAAAAAAUUCCAAUGACUUCAUGUCGUGUCUUAAAAAAUUCUUCCUUAGCACCGCCACCACCACCACUACCAUCUGUACCACACAAAAGAAGCAAAUUAAUUUCUCACACCAGUGAAGAGGAUACACCACAACAUCUUUCAUCAGGUAAAUAUACAAGAUCAUACACAGCACCUACUAAUUUACUAUCACAAUUCAAAAAACCAACUUCGCUUACCGCAUGCCGUUAUAUAUAUUUCUCCUAUUGGCCCCAACCACCAUUUCAAUCUGAACCAGAUGAAAAAUCAAAGCCAAUUUCUCAUUCAUCUAAAGAACAUAUAUCUGAGAAAUCUUCUCUAGUACACUCUCACUCAUUGGUACUAUUACCACCAGCUAUACCUCACAAAGCAAUAAAGUUAAUUCCCGAUCGUUCUGUGGAAGCUAAACCACAACAAUUUGUCACAGAUAAGCAUACAGUGCUCAAUAAAGUUCCAACUAAUUCGACAUCAAAAUACGCAGAAAAAAUUUUAAUGACUUCAAGUCGUGUCUUAGAAAGUUCUUCCUUAGCGCCGCCACUAACAUCUGUACCAUACAAAAGAUGCAAAUUAAUUUCUCACACCAGUGAAGAGGAUAAGCCACAACACCUUUCAUCAGAACCAUCUUCGCUUAACGCAUGCCGUUAUAUAUAUCUCUCUCGUUUGCCCCCACCACCACCUCAAUCUGAAUCAGGGGAAAAAUCGAAGCCAAUUUCUCAUUCAUCUGAAGAACAUAAAUCUGAGGAACCUUCUUUAGUACACUCCCACUCAUCGGUACCAUUACCACCAGCUAUAGCUCAGAAAACAAUAAAGAUAAUUCCUAAUCGUUCUGUGGAAGCUAAACCACAACAACUUAUUCCAGACAAGCAUGCAGUGCUCAAUAAAGUUCCAACUAAUUCGAAAUCGCAAUACGCAGAAAAAAUUCCAAUGACUGCAAGUCGUGUAUUAGAAAGUUUUUCCUUAGCGCCACCACCAUCACUACCAUGUGUACCACACAAAAGAAGAAAACUAAUUGCUCGUAGCAGUGAAGAGGAUACACCACAACAUCGUUUGCCCCCACCACCACUUCAAUCUGAACCAGACGAAAAAUCGAAGCCCCUUUCUCAUUCAUCUGAAGAACAUAUACCUGAGGAACCUCCUUUAGGACACUCCCAUACAUCGGCACCAUUACCACCAGCUAUACCAUACGAAACUGUAAAGUCAAUUUCUGAUCCUACUGCAAAAGCUAAACCACAACAAUUUGUCACAGAUAAGCAUACAGUGCGCAAUAACGUUCCAACUAAUCCGACAUCAAAAUACUCAGAAAAAAUUCCAAUGACUUCAUGUCGUGUCUUAAAAAAUUCUUCCUUAGCACCGCCACCACCACCACUACCAUCUGUACCACACAAAAGAAGCAAAUUAGUUUCUCACACUAGUGAAGAGGAUACACCACAACAUCUUUCAUCAGGUAAAUAUACAAGAUCAUACACAGCACCUACUAAUUUACUAUCACAAUUCAAAAAACCAACUUCGCUUACCGCAUGCCGUUAUAUAUAUUUCUCCUAUUGGCCCCAACCACCAUUUCAAUCUGAACCAGAUGAAAAAUCAAAGCCAAUUUCUCAUUCAUCUAAAGAACAUAUAUCUGAGAAACCUUCUCUAGCUAUACCUCACAAAGCAAUAAAGUUAAUUCCCGAUCGUUCUGUGGAAGCUAAACCACAACAAUUUGUCACAGAUAAGCAUACAGUGCUCAAUAAAGUUCCAACUAAUUCGACAUCAAAAUACGCAGAAAAAAUUCCAACGACUUCAGGUCGUGUCUUAGAAAGUUCUUCCUUAGCGCCGCCACCACCAUCACUACCAUCUGUACCAUCCAAAAUAGGAAAAUUAAUUUCUCAUAUUAGUGAAGAGGAUAAACCACAACAACUUUCAUCAGAACCAUCUUCGCUUAACGCAUGCCGUUAUAUACAUCUCUCUUGUUUGCCCCCACCACCACCUCAAUCUAAACCAAACGAAAAAUCGAAGCCCGUUUCUCAUUCAUCUAAAGAACAUAUAUCUGACAAACCUUCUCUAGGACGCUCCCAUACAUCGGCACCAUUACCACCAGCUAUACCAUACGAAGCCGUAAGGUUAAUUUCUGGUCGUUCUGUGCAAGUUAAACCACAACAACGUAUCACAGAUAAGCAUGCAGUGCUCAAUAAAAUUCCAACUAAUUCGAAAUCACAAUACGCAGCAAAAAUUCCAAUGACAUCAGGUCGUGUCUUAGAAUGUUCAUCCUUGGCGCCGCCACUACCAUCACUACCAUCUGUACCAUACGAAAUAGGAAAACUAAUUUCUCAUAACAGUGAAGAGGAUAAACCACAACAUAUUUCGACAGAACUGACUUCGCUUAUCGCAUGCCGUUAUAUACAUCUCUCUCGUUUGCCCGUACCACCUCCUCCAUCUGCACCAUGCGCAACAUCUGAACCAAUUUCUCAUCGUACUGCAAAGGCUAGGCCACAACUUUGUCCUGGACCCGCUCGCUCAAUACCGCCACUUUCUUCAUCAUUAUCAGACGAAAAAGCACAGUUAACUUCUCAUCGUACUAUGGAAGCUAAAUCAAAACCUCUUCGCUCAGGACUUUCCAGCUCAUUACCAGUACCUCCAAUAUCUGCAUCAAAUGCAUUAGCAAUGCAAACUUCUCAUCGUUCCGAAGAAGUUAGAUCAAAACAUCUUUCCUCAGAAAAAAUAUCACUUACUACAUGUUGCAAUUCAGAACCAUGCCAAUCACCUUGUUUACCUGUAUUACACCAAACAUCAAAGCGUGUUUUUCAACGUACUGCAAAAGCUAAACCGAAAAAACUUUCUGUAGCACCACCGCCUCCAUCCGUAACAUGUGCCACAUCCAACCCAGGCUCUAAUCGUGCUGUACAUAUUUUUUCUUCAGAACAUAUUUCACUUACUACAUGCUGUAAUUCCGAAGCCUCCUGCACAUCACAAGCAAUUCUCCCAUCCGCACAAUACAAAACAUUACAGUCACGUUCUCAUCAAACUGCAAAGUCUAGAACACAACAACUCUCCUCUGUACAAAUCCCAUUUAAUGCAUGUCGUGAUAUAGGAUCCUCCUGUUCAUCAUCAAUACCUCCUUCAUCAGUAGCAUACAGUUCAUCAAAGCCAAAGUCUCAAUUAGCAUCGCAACUUUCACCUAUUCAUUGUGCAGAAUCAUGUAAUUAUCUGUCGCCACAGAUUGGCACACAUUCCAGUAUGGUACUGCCGCUGAAAAAUCAAGAUAAUCCAGUGUGCGGACAAGUACCCAUUAAUCGAGACCCUAAAUUUUGUGGACAAUUAAUUAAUUUGAAGAAGGUACCAGAUGCUACAGCUAUAAAAACCAUUUUGGAGCGCACGAAGAUGAAGUUGCAAAUAAAUGAAAAAAAACCACGUCCAUGCAGUAGGAAAGCUAAUAUCAAAAAAUUGCAACGAAUGCAGUUGAUACCAAAGAAACCCAUUCGCAACUGGAAUCCUAUAAAAUUAAGUCGCAGCAUUGGUGAUUUUAAAAUUCCAAAAAUAAAAAGACCUGACUGUCCAACAGAUGAACCAUCAACAUCAAAUUGCAAAAACAGUAAAAUAAUUACCGACAAUGUUUCUCUUAUCCUAAAUCUUCGAGAUAUGUCACAUUUAUUUUCAUCGCCUAUACGCACAAAACAUUCAAAUGAAAGUCACCAUAUUACUAAAGUACUCGGAGAUCCAGAAAUAGCCGUAAAAAAAAUGCGUUCCAUGUACCUAAGAAAGAAAUAAUAAUGCAUGCAGGCAACUAAAUAUACUAUAUUUUAAGCUGAUUCGAAUGUAAUUGAGCUCUAUAUGACAAUCUAAUAACACAAAGAAACCCAUUUUGGUUAAUUUUGAAGUAGGGCUGUUCUAUUGUUUCCAUAUAUUUUAAACUAAAUUGUGAAAAAACCCGUGCUAUUAUAAUGAUCGGGUAAAACUAUGUUUAUAAAAACGUUGUCAUUAUAACAGACAAUACUUUAUGAAAAUUACAAAAUUCUUAAUAAU